AUGAAUGAAGGGUCCAGUGUCCCAGUAAAACACAGAGAAAACCAAUUUUUUGAAAUUGGCGUUGUGGGCAGAAAAACUGGAUUCACUGUUCCUCAAAAUGUCAAAAAAGGAGCUGAUGGUUUUGACGACAUGGACGCGUAUUUCUUGUCGGAUGGGUCAAUUCAUUUGGAAGAUGAACAAGAUGAGCCAUCCAAUCAAGAAAUUGUCCCACAAAACACUGCACCGCUUGUUUCUCCUGGUGUUAAUGAACAAAAUCAUGAUUCACCUGUUAAUCCUCUUUCUGAUUUGUCUCAAGAACGAGAAAAUGAACCUCCGUCUUCACCUUUACUGAUGAACUCUAAAGCCUUACGAGCUAGUCGUGAAUUUUCUGCGCCAUUGAUGGCUUCAAAAUCGCUCACUCGUUCUUCUCACCUAUUUGAUGAACCUAAUGAUCUUACAUAUAACCAUACUGACCUAUCCUACCAAAAGAAAAACAAUAAAGUAGUAGAUUUUUCAAGGAUGAAGCUAUCACCCGAUAAAAACAACUUUGAACCUAGAAGAAGUUCAGAGUUUCCGAACAAAUCAGCUCCUUCGAAUAGCAAUCCAUCUUCAUCAGAGUUUUCCUUCAAAGAAAAACUACCUGUUAGCAAACAAAUUCAAGAACUAAAAAGGUCAAAAGCCUGGAACUCUCCAAAGAAAGGUUCCGAAGUGGAUGAAAUCCGCAUUCGACCUACACAUAAAGCGCUACCAUCAAUUUCACCUUCGAAACCCCAAGUACAGACGGCGCGUACCCAGACAAUCAAUGAUAUAAUCAAGGAAGCAACUCCCUUAGCUUCACCUCAACCUGAAUCAGAUUCUUCAGAUGUACCAAUCUCGCAAAUACCCCGGUCUUCACAAAAAGUUACCGAAGUUGAUCAAGAGAAUAUACAACCUGAAGGAACUCGUACAGAAAAAAUAAUGAAAAGGCGAGGGCGACCACGAAAACAAAAAAUUGAAGCAGAAAAGGAAAUUGAUAGACCAAGUAUUGAAGAAAAAGUCGAAAAGGGAAUACAAGAAGAGAAGAAACGACGAAGAGGAAGACCAAGAAAGAAAGAUUUAUCACCUUCACCUGAUAAAGAAAAUGUUCAAGAAGAUGCGCAAGAUAUGUCUGAUGAGGAACCUCGGAAUGAAAAGCAUGAAAAUAUUGCUGAGGGUUUGCGGCGAUCCAAUCGUACCAGGAUAGCUCCAUUAGCCUUUUGGAAAAACGAACGCGUUGUUUAUGAGCUUCAAAAAAAUAAAACAGAAACUCCAGCUUUACCUGAAGUAAAAAAUGUCAUCCGCAUCGAAGAUCCUGCCUCGCAACGGAGGAAAAGGAAAAAAAUUCGAUCCGAAGGGCGCAAACAAGGAACAAAAGAGCCAUCACCUACAGUGCCACUGGAAGAAGAUGGCAAUGAGCUAGCCCCGUUUGAAGAAGAAGUGAAUUGUCCGGUAUUGUCUUGGAACCAAAAAAACCAGAAAGUUUCAGAAGCAAGGACAAUUGGAUAUGCCUUGCCGUCGGUUAAAUUAUAUCAAAUUCGGAAUCAACAAACUAAGUUUGCGAGUUUAUUCAGCGACCCAAACUUUUUUGGGGCAGGGAUCCUGGAACUUCCUAUGGGCGCAGAAAAACCCGUAAAACCAUCCAAACAUAACCUUAUGUCCUUUUGUAUUCUACAAGGGUACUUAGAAAUUAUGGUUAAUACGACAACAUUCAGAAUGAGAAGGGAAGGAGUAUUUAUUGUUCCUAGAGGGAAUUAUUAUAGCAUAAAAAAUAUCGGUCAUGAUGUUGCUCGUUUAUAUUAUACACAAGCAGCCGACACGCUGGACGACGAAAGACGGUAUAACAAAGAAACAGCUGUUAAAUAA
Molecule: messenger RNA, 1860 nt
Organism: Schizosaccharomyces osmophilus
Lineage: Eukaryota; Fungi; Ascomycota; Schizosaccharomycetes; Schizosaccharomycetales; Schizosaccharomycetaceae
Gene: cnp3
Product: CENP-C-like protein Cnp3
Exons: 4
Coding region: 1-1860 (619 amino acids)
Biological process (GO): attachment of mitotic spindle microtubules to kinetochore; kinetochore assembly; spindle attachment to meiosis I kinetochore
Cellular component (GO): kinetochore
Molecular function (GO): centromeric DNA binding
Source: RefSeq, a predicted model, not a curated record